CUACUCCCCGCCCCGCCCCGGCAUUGUCCCCGUCGUCUCCUUUUCCCUUUCACCCUAAAAGCUCUGAGAGCCGCUCCCUUUCUCCUUGUACCCCGCGCUGUCCGCCCUCGGCGUAUCAGAGGAACAGGAUGGAGGGCUGCAUGGGGGAGGAAUCUUUUCAGAUGUGGGAACUCAAUCGUCGCCUGGAGGCCUACCUGAGCCGAGUCAAGGCGCUAGAGGAGCAGAACGAGCUGCUCAGCGCCGAGCUUGGGGGUCUCCGGGCACAGUCCGGAGACACCUCCUGGCGGGCCCGUGCAGACGACGAGCUGGCGGCGCUGCGGGCCCUCGUCGAUCAGCGCUGGCGGGAGAAGCACGCGGCCGAAGUAGCGCGCGACAACCUGGCUGAAGAGCUGGAGGGCGUGGCGGGCAGAUGCCAGCAGGUGAGGCUGGCCCGAGAGCGGACCGCGGAGGAGGGCCGCCUGGAGCUGCAGCAGCUCCAGACAGAGCGCGGCGGCCUCCAGGAGCGCAGGGCUGCGUGGGGACAGAGGCUGGAGGGCCGCUGGCUGCGCGCCACGGAAAAGUUUCAGCUGGCCGUGGAGGCCUUGGAGCAGGAGAAACAGGGUCUGCAGAGCCAGAUCGCCCAGAUCCUGGAAGGGCGGCAGCAGCUGGCACACCUCAAGAUGUCGCUCAGCCUGGAGGUGGCCACGUACAGGACCCUCCUGGAGGCUGAGAACUCACGGCUGCAGACACCCAUUGGCGGCGGUUCCAAGGCUUCUCUCAGUUUCCAGGACCCCAAGCUGGAGCUGCGUUCCCCUGGGACCCCAGAGGGCCGGCGUCCGGGACCUUUGCUCCCUGUCCUGAGCCCAGCUCCCCUCCCCUCACCCUUGCCCGAGACUCUUGAGACACCUGUGCCAGCGUUUCUGAAGAGCCAGGAAUUCCUGCAGGCCCGGAUCCCCACGCUGGCCAGUACCCCUAUCCCACCCACAUCUCAGGCUCCCUGUCCUGCCACAGAUGCAGAGAUCAAAGCCCAGGCUGCCCCUGUUUCCCUGGCCCAGCCACAGGAUGAGAGGCAACAGGCUCCAGAGCCCCAGUGGGCUGAGGUCAAGGAGGCCGUCCCUGCCAGUGUCCUACCAGGACCAGAGGAGCCUGGGGGCAGGCAGCGAGAGCCCAGUGCAGGCCAGGUCCCUGAGCAGCAGGCCUCCUCAUCCCUGCCCCUCAGCUGCAGCCACCCCAGCUUAGAGGUUAAAGAUGAAGAACCCAAUGGGUCUAGGGUGCCCAGUGUGUUCCAGGAGGAGGGUAAAGGACAGACCUGGGGGCUGGUAGAAGAAGAAACAGCCAGAGAGGUCAAAAUGGUGAGCAGCUUGCAGCAGGAAACAUGGCGAGAAGAAGAUCUGGACAUGAAGGAAAUUCAAGACUCCCACAGUCCUUUGGAGAAAGAAACCCUGAGAGCCCUGGGAAAGGAGAUUCAAGAGCCACUAGAAAACCAGAACCAUGAGACACUAGAGAAGGAGAAUCAAGAACCUCUGAGGUCUUCUGAAGAUGAGACCUUAGAAACACCGAAAAGCCUGGAAAACGUGACUCAAGAGCUAGCGAAGUCUUUAGAAGAAAAGGAUGUGGAACUAGUGAGACCUCUAGAACAGGAGACUCUAGAACUACUUAAGCCCAUGGAAAAAGAGGACUCAGAGACAUUGCAAGCCCUAGAAAAGGAGGGUCAGGGACUGGUGAUGUCUCUUGAAGAGAAUAUAGAGACAUUUUUAUUUCCAGAAAAAGAAAAUCAAGAAUUAGUGAGAUCUCUAGAAGAGGAGAACAUAGAGUCAUUGAGAAGUCUGGAAGAGGAGAAUCAAGAACCACUGAGCUUUAAAGAAGAAGACCAGGAACUACUGAGACCUCUAGCAAAAGAAAAUCAGGAGUCCCUGAAGGCUUUUGAAGAUGAAAACCAAGAACCCUUUAGAGAGCUAGAAGAAGAGAACCAGGAGCCACUGAAAUCUCUAGAAGAAGACCAGAAGAUUAUGAGACCUCUAGAAAAAGAGACUCUGGAGCCUCUCAGGUCUCUAGAAGAAGAGGACCAAGAGACAUUAAGACCCCUUGAAAAAGAGACUCAACCACCACUGAGGUUUCUAGCGGAGGAAGACCAGAUGACAUUAACACCUUUAGAAGAGAGGAACCCAGAGCCUCUAAAGUCUCCUGGAGAAGACCAGGAGAUAGUUAGAGCUCUUACAAAUGAAAAUCCAGAGUUAUUAGAGUCACUAGGAAAAGAGAGUGCAGAGGUAGUGAGAUCUCUAGAAACAGAGAACCUAGAAUCUCUCAUGUUUGCAGAAGGGAACCCGGAAAUAUUGAAGUCUUUAGAAACUCAAGAGACGCUGUGGUCUUUGGAAGAAGUGAAUCUGGGGACCAAGAAACCUCUAGAAAAGGGCAUUCAAGAACCACAAGGGUCUGCGGAAGAAAACCAAGGGACACCAAGACCUCUAGAAAAGGACAGUCAGGAACCACUGAGCUCUUUGGGAGAGUGGAGCCUAGAGAAUUUGAGAUCUUCCGAAGAGGUGGAAAAGGAAAGUGAGGAGAACCUGGGAGAGGAAGAGAACCCGGAGAAGGGAAAGGAUCAAGAGUUACCGAGACCCCGGGAGGAGGGACGGGAGCAGCCCCUGUGGGUGAAUGGGCAGAGUGGGGAAGAUGUGGUGGGGGACCAAGAUCCGGGUCAGGAACCCUGCCCUGGGAGGCCUGGGGUGGGAAAUGAGGAUGAGGCAGAGCUGAGCCUGAGGAUGUGCGAUGGCUUGUCCGAUGGCUUGUCCGAUGGCUUGUCCGAUGGCUUGUCCGAUGGCUUCAGGAAGGAGGCUGCAGAGCUGGGAGAGCCACAGCCCAGUGCUGCCUGGGAGGGGCAGUCGGGGAGCCCCGAGCCAGCUGAGGGAAGCAGCGGGAAGGGAGGUGCUAAGGGCCUUCAGGACUCUGAAAAGCAAGCAGAGCAGGUGGGGGCUCCAGACCCUCAGGCUCCCCAGGGAAUGGCAGAGGUGAAAGGGCCCCCAUUGGACAAUGAGAAUGCAGCCCCUGGAGGUGACCGUGCAUCCCCAGUGGUCACCUUGGGGUCCGAAACCACUGUGGAGGAGUCUGUUGUGGGAGCCAAGCAGGGACUAGAGCAGGAGGCGGGAGGGCUGGGGCAGUCCCUGGGGGAGGAAAGUCUGGAGGCAAAAAUGGUUCAGGGCUUGGGAGGGCCUGGGGAGGACCUAGAGGAGGCAGGUGCUCUGCAGACAGAGUUCUCUAAACUGGCCCGGACAGAGUCGGAGCCCGAGGCCUCAGGCCGUGAUGGUGAAGCGGGUACACAGCUGGGUGCUCGCAGCCCCAAGCCCCCUGAGCCCUGGCCGCCCAGCCCAGUACUCGAAGAAGCCCCCAGGCCCCAGCCCCAAGUCGAGGGGAAUCAGGAGGCAGAAGGGGAGGAAGAAGCCCCCGGGCCCCAGCCCCAAGUCGAGGGGAGGCAGGAGGCAGGAGAGCUGGAGGGCAGGGCCAAGGGAAAGGUAGAAGGUGAGCUAGGGGAGUUGGGUUCUGGAGAGAUCCCUGAGGGCCUCCAGGAGGAGGGAGAGGAGAGCAGAGAAGAGAGUGAGGCCGAUGAACUAGGGGAGACCCUGCCAGACUCCACGCCUCUGGGCUUCUACCUCAGGUCCCCUUCCUCCCCAAAGUGGGACCUGGCUGGAGAGCAGAGGCCUUCCCAUCAAGGAGAGACCCCAAAAGAAGGCUGGGACCCUGCUAUUCUGGCCCCCAAGGACCUUGCAGCCCAACCCUCAGAGGAGGAGGCGGGGAAUAGAGAGGAGGGGUGUGGCCCAGACUCUGACCUGUCUGAGGAGUUUGAGGACCUGGGGACAGAAGCCUCUCUUCUCCCCAGGGUCCCCAGGGAGGUGACGGAACCCCUGGGCCAGGUGCCCCAGCUGCUCCUGGAGCCCGCAGCAGCCUGGGAUGGAGAUGGGGAGUCUGAUGGGUUUGCAGACGAGGAAGAGAGUGGGGAAGAGGAAGAUGAGGAGGGCGAGGAGCCGGGGGCUGGGCAGUGGGGGCCAGCGUCCUCGGCAGGCAGCCUGCAAGCCCUGAGUAGCCCUCAGAGAGGGGAGCUGGAGUCUGGGACUCGUGGGGUCAACGUCCCCUGGGAUGAUGGCCCUGGGGGAGCAGCGGCAGACGCCCCUGGGACUGCCCUGGAGACCGAGUCCCAGGACAGCACUGAGCCCUCUGGCUCUGAGGGGGAUUCUGACCCCUCGCCCUUAGAGAGGGAGGACCAAGUCCCUGGGCCUCUGGAGACCCCCAGUGGGGCAGAUGACAUGGGCCCAGAGGACAGGGACACCCUUGGUGUCAAUGGCCAGGGACCCAGCUCGGACGAGGAGCUGGGGCAGGUCGAUGGGGCAGUGGUGAAUGGACUGCGGCAGUCUAAGGGCGAGAGGCAGGGGAGACUGGGAGCUCCUGAGGGGGACCAAGGGAGCCCCCUACAGGAGGACGGGGCGGCCCUGAAGACCCCUUGGGCAGGGGCUGCUCUUCACCUGGACCCCGGCCAGUUUCCAAGGUUCACUCAGAGGGACGGGGAUGGGGACUCCUGGUCCUCUGGGGAGGAUUAGGAGAAGCACUCCCGCACUGAGGGCUGGGGAGGGGCAGACAGGACGCCCCCAAGCCCCCUUCCUGCUUGGGGCAGCACCCUAACUUACGCCUUGCAUGUGCUUUCUGUCCAGAGGCCCGACGCGGAGGUAAAGGCGUGGUCAAGGGCCCAGUCCCAAGAGCGGAGGCUCUAGUAAAAACCUCAGGCCCCAAAGGGGGAUGUGGCUCCCGCACUGUCCCCUAGGCUGAAGUCAGCUGAGUCCCUGUAGUAGGGACCCUUCCUCUGCAUCCCAUCUGCUGGGAAAGGCCUGCGUCCAGUGGCUCCCCCUCGUCCAGUGGCUCCCCCUCGGGGGCUGCCAGCCUGCCCUGCUUCCUGGGGUAUCUCCCUCCUGGGAUGUGACCUGUGCUAGUGAAGGUGAGGGGUGCUCCCCUGCCCUGGCCCCCCAAACCCUGCCAUAUAGCCCCAUUCGGACCAUCCCUGCCUAAAUAAAGUAUUGCCUCCA
Tupaia belangeri chinensis (Chinese tree shrew) is the source of this 5045-nucleotide messenger RNA. It is a transcript of the gene NES, whose product is annotated as nestin. The record is from RefSeq and is a predicted model, not a curated record. Lineage: Eukaryota; Metazoa; Chordata; Mammalia; Scandentia; Tupaiidae. Gene Ontology annotation, molecular function: CCR5 chemokine receptor binding; intermediate filament binding. Gene Ontology annotation, cellular component: intermediate filament. Gene Ontology annotation, biological process: positive regulation of intermediate filament depolymerization.